UAGUUUAGGUCUCUUCUUUUUCCAAGUUACACUAUGAGUAAACCAAAUUAAAUGGGAAAACGAAAUAAUAGACAAUUGAAUAAAAUUUAUAGUAGACCCUUGCCAAUUACUUUAACUUCUCAACACUAUGGUAUAACAUUACCUACUUUAUAUCCUCAUAAUCCAAUUUCUUGGAUAUGGUUUAUGAUACGAUAUUGUCAAAUAAACGUAUUCUAUCCAGUUCCAGAAUCUCAAACCUUUGAAGUUCAUUGGGAAAAUGGGAUAUUUAAGGUUGUUGAUGAAGAAAGUAUGAUGAAACUUUGGCAGAUGGGAUUUUUCGGAAAAGGAGUGCUUUCUCGAUCUGAACCUACUUGGAAGGAAAGAGUACUUGCUAGGAAGAAAGAAAAUGUAGAGGCGAAGGAUGUAGCAAUGGAAGAUAUCACCAAGAUGAGAAGAGAAGAACGGAAACUUUUCAAAUCCUCCAGAGCCCAAUUGCAAGAGUUGGAGUUGAAAGACCGUCAAGGCAUUAUCACCGCUGAGGAAGUUGAGCAGUUGAAAGCUUUGAGCGAGACUGUUCAAGUAUUGAGAAAGAAAGGACGCGUUUCGGGACGAAGCAAGUCGUCCAUUGUCGAGCGGGACUCAGAUGGAGAAGAUACAGACUCAGAAGAGGAGGAAGAUUGGGAAGAACUAGCACAAUUGGAGUAUUUACAAUUGCAGUUAGUGGAAACCUUCUUUUUAAAAUUUGCUUUGAAUGUUAUCAAUAUCCCAGGUAUAGCCUCAACUUUUGACUUAUUCAAAACCUGUUGUUAUCAAUACGACAAUAACCAACUGAUUCAACCUAAUAACAAAUUCAUUAUUGAUUAUGUUGUUUAUCACCAUUUCAGAUCGUUAGGAUGGUGUGUUAGAUCAGGGAUUAAGUUUGGUACUGAUUUCUUGUUGUACAAGCGUGGUCCUCCAUUCACGCAUGCUGAAUAUUGUGUGUUGGUGAUGAAACCAGACGAGCAAGAAUAUGAUUGGUUUCAAAUGGCAGCUAAAGCCAGAGUUAUUGGUACAGUGAAAAAGAUUUUUGUAUUGACUUAUGUUGGAUGCCCUUCACCCGAGGAGUUCAAGGAAUUGGUUAGCCAAUGUGAAAAAGAUGACACUGGGUUAGCCAUUGGGGAUCUAUUACAACAGUACAAAGUAUCAGAGAUAUUAUAUAGAAGAUGGGCCCCUAGCAGGACUAGAGAUUAGCCAUGAAUAGUUUGUUUAUAUUCGCAACUUAUAAUUGGUCAAGGCGCACGACCACUCAUCGAAUCAUCAUGAAAACGUAGCAGAAAAAAAAUUUAUUUAAAUAUUUGAGAAUUUUCCCAAUUCAAAAAUUUGGGAUUCUUUUUCAAUUUCAGUUUUUUGAUAAUUAUUUACGUGAAUGUCAGAAAUAUAGAUUUUGCGACACAAAACCAAAAAAGUUUACGACACUGACUUUAGCCACAAACAAAACGACAGCAAUUAUAACACGACAUAGUAAAUAACACACAAAACCAACGAAACAUGUCUAACUUACUGCAGUUGAUAAAUCACGACGACGAUGAUAAAGAUUAUAAUUACACACCAAAUACAGCAACCCCAUCAACUACCACCACCACACCAGAAAACACCAAUGCCACCACUGCCGAAAGCAACACUGAAGACAUACCAGAAACAGUCUCUCAAGAAAAGAUACUAGAAAGCUUUGAAAAGAUAAAAACACACUUUCCAGCCGCUAGAAUUAAGAAGAUUAUGCAAAGUGAUGAGGAUAUUGGGAAAGUCGCCCAGGCCACACCAGUUAUUAUUGGCCGAGCUUUGGAAAUCUUUAUGGCUAAUUUAGUAGAAGUAUCUAUAUUAGAGGCCAAGAAACAGGGCGUUAAAAGGAUAAGCGCAUCCCAUGUCAGAGCUGCUAUAGAGAACACUGAGCAAUUUGAUUUCUUGGUGGAAGCAGUUGAAAAGUAUCCACCUUUGAAGAAGUUGGACUAAGGUGUAUAGAUAAUGAAAUAAUGAGUAGUGGUCUGUAAUUGUAAAUUAGAAUGAUGUCGAGGGUUAAGAGUGUUUGACCGUUUUAUCGUACUGAUCAAAAACUGUAGUUGCCAAAUACGGUAGUUAUUCCAGAUAAAAAACUUUACUAAAU
This is a messenger RNA of Spathaspora passalidarum NRRL Y-27907, 2119 nucleotides long. RefSeq names its product tRNA splicing endonuclease subunit (gene SEN2). The coding region runs from base 52 to 1209 and encodes 385 amino acids. NCBI's taxonomy places the organism in Eukaryota, Fungi, Ascomycota, Pichiomycetes, Serinales, Debaryomycetaceae. The transcript is spliced from 2 exons. Gene Ontology annotation, biological process: tRNA splicing, via endonucleolytic cleavage and ligation; tRNA-type intron splice site recognition and cleavage. Gene Ontology annotation, cellular component: tRNA-intron endonuclease complex. The record is from RefSeq and is a predicted model, not a curated record. Gene Ontology annotation, molecular function: nucleic acid binding; tRNA-intron lyase activity.